UUCUGAAGCAGGGAACUGGUCGCGGAGGAACUCACGCUUCUUCGGCUUUGGAUUAUUGUAUUUCUGAACAUAAUCACCGUCAGGGAGUUAGCCUACAUGGUAUCGUCUUAGACAGUACUUAACCAGUAGUUAAUGUUUUUUUUUUCGUCUGGUUGCCCAAAAUCUAAAGAAAUGUAGCCCGUUUUCUUAGAAUGAACCAGCGUUGUGAUUCUUAAGAGAAGUUUUAAUGCAGGACGAAGUUUUUGUUGUUUUUGAUGGUGUUUUUAAUCCACAUUGGAGGAUUGUGCCAGUGUGUAAACGGGAGAUCCAAUGUUUUCUCUCGCAUUCAUGUAACACUUAACUACGCGGUUUUCGCUAAGGAUCAAGAUACCAAGAGAAGACGACUUGAAAGUAAUUUGAUUUUCGUAAAUGGAUCGCCAUUCCAGUUUCAUUUCCAUUUGGCUUCAGUUGGAAAUUUGUGCCAUGGCUGUUCUUCUAACAAAAGGAGAAAUACGGUGUUACUGUGAUGCGCCGCACUGCGUGGCUACCGGCUACAUGUGCAAAUCGGAACUGAACGCUUGCUUCACCAAGGUCUUGGACCCUCAGAACACGAACUCUCCUCUCACCCACGGGUGUUUCGACCCCACGGUGACCUCGGCUGACAUGUGCAGCUCGAAGUCCACAGAUCGGACAGGGGGUUCCUCCGCGCUGGAGUGCUGUCACGAAGAUAUGUGCAAUUACCGAGGCCUCCACGAUCUCGCGCAGAGCAGAGGAGACUCCUCAGACCAGGGCGGCAGGUACCAGCCGGAGAACAGCCGGAAUCUCAUCACCCGGGUGCAGGACCUGGCGUCGGCCAAGGAGGUGUGGUUCCGGGCGGCGGUGAUCGCGGUGCCCAUCGCCGGCGGGCUGAUCCUGGUGCUGCUGAUCAUGCUGGCCCUGCGCAUGCUGCGUAGCGAGAACAGGCGUCUGCGGGACCAGCGGCAGCAGAUGCUCUCCCGGCUGCACUACAGCUUCCACGGCCACCACGCCAAGAAGGGCCACCUGGCCAAGCUGGACCUGGAGUGCAUGGUGCCUGUGACGGGCCAUGAGAACUGCUGCCUGACCUGCGACAAGAUGCGGCAGGCCGACCUGGGCGCCAACGACAAGAUCCUCUCGCUGGUGCACUGGGGGAUGUACAGCGGGCACGGCAAGCUGGAGUUCGUAUGAUCCACCCUCCUGGGGGGGGAAAAACUGAGAUGAGACUCGCUCUGUGGAGAGAGGAAGGGGGGGUGUUUUCUUCUACCCGCCUUUCCCUUCUUUUUUGACGUUGAUUCCAUUGAAUUCUAAAUGCGUUUUAAAAUGGGAAAAAGACAGAACGAGGGCAAGCCUUGCGGUUUUUGCUAAGGAGCACUUUACUUGAAAUAAAAGCCGAAUCAACGCGGAGCUGUCGUUAAAACUUGAGAG
This is a messenger RNA of Megalops cyprinoides (Indo-Pacific tarpon), 1422 nucleotides long. RefSeq names its product BMP and activin membrane-bound inhibitor (Xenopus laevis) homolog a (gene bambia). The record is from RefSeq and is a predicted model, not a curated record. Gene Ontology annotation, molecular function: frizzled binding. Lineage: Eukaryota; Metazoa; Chordata; Actinopteri; Elopiformes; Megalopidae. The transcript is spliced from 3 exons. Gene Ontology annotation, biological process: negative regulation of transforming growth factor beta receptor signaling pathway; positive regulation of canonical Wnt signaling pathway; transforming growth factor beta receptor signaling pathway. The coding region runs from base 409 to 1185 and encodes 258 amino acids.